Molecule: messenger RNA, 2871 nt
Organism: Brachypodium distachyon (stiff brome)
Lineage: Eukaryota; Viridiplantae; Streptophyta; Magnoliopsida; Poales; Poaceae
Product: adoMet-dependent rRNA methyltransferase spb1
Exons: 11
Coding region: 85-2628 (847 amino acids)
Biological process (GO): maturation of LSU-rRNA from tricistronic rRNA transcript (SSU-rRNA, 5.8S rRNA, LSU-rRNA); maturation of 5.8S rRNA from tricistronic rRNA transcript (SSU-rRNA, 5.8S rRNA, LSU-rRNA); rRNA methylation
Cellular component (GO): nucleolus; nucleus; preribosome, large subunit precursor
Molecular function (GO): rRNA (uridine-2'-O-ribose)-methyltransferase activity; rRNA (guanine) methyltransferase activity
Source: RefSeq, a predicted model, not a curated record
AGCAAAACCCAGGUCCAAAACCCUAGUGCUGCUCCUCCCUCCCUCUCUGAGAAGGCUCGUCGGCGGCGGCGAUUAGCAGCAGCCAUGGGUAAGGCGAAGGGGAAGCAGAGGCAGGACAAGUUCUACCACCUCGCCAAGGAGCAAGGGUACCGGAGUCGGGCGGCCUUCAAGCUGCUGCAGCUCGACGCGCGGUACCGCUUCCUGCCGACGGCGCGCGCCGUGCUCGACCUGUGCGCGGCGCCCGGCGGAUGGGUCCAAGUGGCCGUCAACCACGCCCCCGUAGGCGCCUUCGUCGUCGGCGUCGACCUCGUGCCCAUCCGCCCCAUCCGCGGCGCGCACUCCCUCACGGAGGACAUCACCACCACCAAGUGUCGGUCGUCCAUACGGAAGCUCAUGGACUCCAAGGGCGUCGGGGCCUUCGACGUCGUCCUCCACGACGGGUCGCCCAACGUCGGUGGCGCGUGGGCGCAGGAGGCCACCACGCAGUCCGCGCUCGUCAUCGACUCCGUGCGCCUCGCCACCAUGUUCCUCGCCCCCAAGGGCACCUUCGUCACCAAGGUCUUCAGGUCUCAAGAUUACAAUGCUAUCAUGUUCUGUCUCAAACAGCUAUUUGAGAAGGUUGAGGCGACUAAACCAACAGCCAGUCGUUCCACGUCUGCUGAAAUUUAUAUUAUCUGUCAGAAAUAUAAAGCCCCUGCAAAGAUUCAACCAGAACUUCUUGAUAUAAAGCACUUGUUCAGUGUGGAUGAAGAGAAGAGCGUGCCUAGGGAUAUAACUAAUCCUGGAAAGAAAAAGAGAGAACGUUCUGGGUAUGGAGAAGGAGAAACGGUAUUGGGGAAAGCUGGUCUGGCAUCAGAUUUUAUAUGGUCUGAAGCUCAGACACCGAUCGAGUUUCUUGGUUCUUUUGGUGCAAUUUCAUUUGAAGAUCCAGCGUCACUACCUAUCAAGAAUCAUGAGCUUACUACUGAGGAGAUAAAACACCUCUGUGAGGAUUUAUAUGUGCUAGACAAAAAUAGCUUCAAGCAUAUAUUGAAAUGGCGUAUACGCAUAAGGAAAGCACUCUCAGCAUCUUCUCAAGUUACCCCAAAGGCUGAUGGUACCACGUUGGAUGCCAAGGUCAAAGAUGAUGACCAACUUUUACAGGAAAUGGAAGAAUUGACGAGUGUCAUUGAUAGAAAGAAAAGGAGAGAGAAGAAACGUCUAUCAAGACGUCGCGCAAAGGAUAAAGCACGUAAGGCAACAGGAAUGCAAAUUGAUGCUACAGAAGAUGGAUACUGUGAUCCUGACCUGUUUUCAAUUGAUGCUAUAAAGGGUGGAAAAGGACUUCAAGCUCUAGAGUCAACAGAGCUUAAUGUGGAAGAUAGCAUUGGAGACAGUGAGGAUGAAGAGACUCAAACUCAUGAAGACUCUGAUGAGGAAAUGGAUUCUGAUGAAGAGCAGCAAAGGUAUGAUGCUCAACUCGAGGAAAUGCUCGAUGAAGCUUAUGAGCGUUUUGUGACUAAAAAGGGCGGGGAAGUAAAACAAGAACGUAAACGUGCCAAGAGAAUCAAUACCGAUGCUGAUGCAGAAUUGUUAGAGGGAGGCGAAGAUGAUGGUGAUGAUGUUGACAUGGAUCAAGUUUCUGAUGAAGAUCAAGAUCAAGAUGAAGACACCAAUCCCCUUCUAUUAUCUCUAGAUACAGAGAAGCCAACAAAAGAGCAGAUUGUAAAGCAGUGGUACAGUCAGGAUGUGUUCACAGAAGCAGGGGCUGGCGGCCUGACUGAGCAGAGUGAUAGUGAAAAUGAAAGAGAGAAGCCACGUAAGAAUUUGAAAAAGAUGGAUUCAGGAAAGGAGAUGCGGGCUAAAGCACAGAUGGAUUCAGGAAAGAAGGAGAAACUGGCUAAAGCACAGCGCUCGCAAGAGGAUGAAUUUGAGAUAGUACGAGCAGAACCAGUCCGGACUGAAGAGGACUCGUCCUCAUCUUCUGAUGAUUCGGAUGAUGAACCAGAGGAGGACCUCGAUGAUGACACAAAGGCUGAAGUGCUAGCCUAUGCACAUAAAAUGUUGAGGAAGAAGCAGAGGGAGCAGAUACUUGACGAUGCUUACAACAAGUACAUGUUUGAUGAUGUAGGAUUGCCUAAAUGGUUUGUUGAAGAUGAAAAGCGACACACCCAGCCUAUGAAACCUAUCACCCGUGAAGAAGUAGCUGCCAUGAAGGCCCAGUUUAGGGAGAUUGAUGCCCGGCCAUCCAAGAAAGUAGCAGAGGCUAAAGCUCGGAAGAAGCGUGUUGCCAUGAAGAAACUGGAGAAGGCACGCCAAAAGGCAGACAUUGUCGCGGACCAGAGUGACAUAAACGAGAAGUCAAAGGCGAAGAUGAUUGACAAGAUCUACAAGAAGGCGGUGACGACCCAGAAGCCUAAGAAGGAGUAUGUUGUUGCAAAGAAGGGGGUUCAGGUCAGGGCUGGUAAGGGUAAGGUGUUGGUGGAUCCGCGGAUGAAGAAGGACAAGAGGACCAGCGGGUUGGGGAAGAAGGGGAAGGGCGGCAAAGGAGGCGCCAAAGGUGGCAAGGGGAAGAAGGGAGCUGCCGGCCAGAGGAAAGGAGGCGGGCGAGGGAAGGGUGGGAAGAAGGCAGGCAAAUCCCCGCAUUGAGUAGUUCUGCAACUGGCAUGGCUCCUGCUGAAUGUUUGCCUGUUGCUCUACUGCUAAAUUUUGAAUGGCCAGCUAGACGGCAACUCAAAUGGCUAGCUGUUUUUGUUAUACGUUGUACUAUGAACGAUUUCACAUGUGUCUGAAAGUUUUGUAAGCUGAGUUAUUUUGUUGGACGAAUGGGGACAAUAAUAUGUGAUUUAGGACCUGUUUGAGGUCAAUGCCAAGUAACAUAUUAUCAUUGCC